Molecule: messenger RNA, 627 nt
Organism: Stylonychia lemnae
Lineage: Eukaryota; Ciliophora; Spirotrichea; Sporadotrichida; Oxytrichidae
Source: the annotation of a GenBank genome assembly
AUGAGUGACGAGAUAAAGAUAAAGUGCGUGGUGGUUGGUGAUGGAUAUGUAGGAAAAACUUGCGCAAUUAUGAGCUAUUGCCAAGAUACGUUCCCAGUUGAUCACAUUCCUACCGUUUUUGAUAAUUAUAUUGCAACACUAGAAAUUGACAAAAAACCAAUUAAACUGGCAAUAUGGGAUACUGCAGGUCAGGAUGAUUAUGAGAGAUUGAGAACAUUGAGUUAUACCUUAACUGAUGUCUUCCUAGUCUGUUUCUCACUUGUUGACCAAGAAUCAUUCAAAAAUGCUCUAAAUAAGGUAAAAAAGAGAUUUUCUAAUUAUGAAAUGUAGUGGAUUCCAGAACUUUUUUAGAAUGCCCCAAAUGCACCUAUAGUUUUAGUCGGUACAAAACUUGAUCUUAAAAACGAGUAUGAAAAAAAUCCUGAAAAGAGAAUGAAGGUAGUACCUUAAUCAGAGGGUCUUAAAGCUGUUCAAACUCAUAAUCUAUUCAACUAUGUAGAAUGCUCUGCUAAAACAUAAGAAAAUUUGACGAGAGUUUAUUCCGAUGCAAUAAGGUCAGUUUUUAAGUAUAGAGAGCUAUUAGCAUCUAAGAAGAGAAAGAAGCAGAGAAGUUGCAACAUUUUAUGA